This is a messenger RNA of Trichomonas vaginalis G3, 735 nucleotides long. RefSeq names its product cyclin domain-containing protein. Gene Ontology annotation, biological process: regulation of transcription by RNA polymerase II; regulation of cyclin-dependent protein serine/threonine kinase activity. Gene Ontology annotation, cellular component: transcription factor TFIIK complex; nucleus. Bases 1 to 735 code for a protein of 244 amino acids. Lineage: Eukaryota; Parabasalia; Trichomonadida; Trichomonadidae. The transcript has a single exon. Gene Ontology annotation, molecular function: cyclin-dependent protein serine/threonine kinase regulator activity. The record is from RefSeq and is a predicted model, not a curated record.
AUGGAAUCCUGGACGGAAAGUCAACGACAUAUUUCAUGGUCUUUGCUUUCUUUUGCAAGAAUGAGACUAAACUUGCCAUUAGAAACCUGUACAGCAUCAGCGUUUAUGAUGGUUCAUAAAUAUUUCCUUCAAAAUACACAGACUGAACAUUCAUUAUUCAUUAUAUUAGUAACAGCUUUGUUUUCAGCAUGCAAAAUGAACGAAACAGUGAGAUCAAUGCAGCAAGUGUACUCAGAAAUACUUAAUUGUUGCAGAGAUUCAAAACGAAGAAUUGGAGAACAAAGACUUAUAGAUAAUCUAGGAAGAACAAAGUUCGAAGAAAGCAAACUAACUCAGGAAGAAAUUGGCGAAAUUAAUACAUGCGAAUUAGACUUACUUGAAGCAGAUAAUUUUAAUAUGAAAAUUGACUUGCCAUUUCAGCAUAUUGAUAAAAAUGUGAGACCAUACCUCAAAAAAUAUAAUGCAGAAUUACGGCAAUCAUUAAAUAAUAAACUUGUGAAAAACAUUUGUAUGUUUUUAUGUUUCCACAAAACAGCUGCAAUGCCAACAUUGCUACUUGCAAUAGUAGCUACCGAAUCUGCGUUUGAUGGAAUAGAAAUGCCACCAGAAACUCAAAAUUGGAUAAAUGAUAAGAAAUCUGAUUUUGAAAUUAGCCAAUACCAGUUAGCAACAGAACUAUUAGCUAAACAAGCUGCAAUACUCAACCCACAACAGCAGCAAAAGGCUCCCCAAUAA